Molecule: messenger RNA, 9119 nt
Organism: Dalotia coriaria
Lineage: Eukaryota; Metazoa; Arthropoda; Insecta; Coleoptera; Staphylinidae
Gene: Dscam1
Product: Down syndrome cell adhesion molecule 1
Exons: 22
Coding region: 271-6207 (1978 amino acids)
Biological process (GO): cell-cell adhesion; neuron migration; axon guidance
Cellular component (GO): axonal growth cone; plasma membrane; cell surface
Molecular function (GO): protein binding
Source: RefSeq, a predicted model, not a curated record
CCACCUUCAGUGUGCGAUAGGCGUUGCGUUUGUUGAUUAGAAUCAUCAGCGGUGGUGCGCGAUUAUGUGUCAUCGUUGUUAAUUCGGUGAAUUGUGAUCGUUUUCAAUAUCAAGUGUGCAGUGAAAAUUGUGCAUUUCGAUUUGGAUUAGUGUGCUUUCUCAGUGCGUGAGUCUACCCAGUGUACGACCACAUCAGCGUUCUUCAUCUAGUCAUCGACGUUCAUCGUGUGCGUGUACCGUGUGAGUGCAUCCGCGUGUGCGUCGCUAGCCAUGAAGUGGUUGCAGCAGGGUGUGCUACCAGCGGUGGUGCUGGUGGCGUUCGCGAGUGUUGUGUUGUGCGAUGAUACCACGCACGGGCCGGUUUUCGAGCGUGAACCGCCGAAUCGUGUCGAUUUCUCGAAUACCACGGGAGCUGUAGUGGAAUGCCGUGCUCGCGGCUCUCCACAACCGGAAAUCAUCUGGGUGCGUGCUGAUGGUACCGCUGUCGGUGAUGUACCUGGCUUGCGCAAGGUCCUCGCUAAUGGUAAUCUCGUAUUCCCGCCGUUCCGCGCCGAGGAUUACCGUCAGGAUGUGCACGCUCAGGUCUACUCUUGCUUAGCUAAGAACUCCGUGGGUACCAUCAAUUCCAGGGAUGUUAACGUUCGUGCAGUUGUGCAACAAUUCUAUCAGAGUCGCGUCAUCGACGAAUUCGUGCUUCGAGGCAACACCGGCAUUCUGAAGUGUUUGGUGCCGAGUUUCGUUACUGAUUUCGUGAUCAUCGAAGCGUGGAUUGCCGAAGAUGGCACUACCUUUAAAUAUGAUCCGGAUAUUAGCAGCAAAAGCAAGAGUGAUAGCAAAUACUUGGUACUCCCCAGCGGUGAGCUGCACAUUCGUGACGUCGGACCGGAAGACGGCUACAAGUCCUACCAAUGUCGCACCAGGCAUCGUCUCACCAACGAAACUCGCAUGAGCGCAACGAAAGGUCGUCUUGUCAUCACCGAACCCACAGGCAAAAUAGCUCCAAAAGUACCGGGGCAAAAAUACGAGGGUGGAAAAAUUGUGUUAAAUCCGACUAAUUCAAUAGUCGUCAUGACUUGUGACGUUGUCGGUUAUCCGGUCCCAACAUUCAGAUGGUAUAAAUUCGUCGAAGGAACAAGCCGAAAACAAGCAAUUGCUCUGAAUGAGCGGGUGAAGCAGGUUGCAGGCACUCUGAUUAUUCGCGAAGCUAAAGUUGAAGAUUCUGGGAAAUAUCUUUGCGUUGUCAAUAAUUCUGUUGGAGGCGAAAGCGUUGAAACUGUCCUGACUGUAACUGCCCCCUUGAAAGCAACCAUUGAACCCAAAGUACAAACCAUUGAUUUUGGUCGUCCUGCUGUAUUCACUUGCAACUUCGAAGGCAACCCGAUCAAAACCGUAAACUGGCUCAAGGAUGGCCACAAAUUGGACCACACCGAGGCUAUUCUCCGCAUCGAAGCCGUACGCAAAGAAGACAAGGGCAUGUAUCAAUGUUUUAUCCGCAACGACCAAGAGAGUGCCGAAGCAACCGCCGAACUCAAACUGGGCUCCCGUUUCGAACCGCCACUUAUCAAGCAGUCCUUCGAUGAGCAAACACUCAGACCCGGCCCAUCUACUUCACUGUACUUGUCCUGCAGCGCAUCCGGCACACCUACACCCGAAAUUACCUGGGAAUUGGAUGGACGUCGUCUCUCUAACACCGAUCGUUAUCAAAUUGGCCAAUAUGUUACUGUGAAUGGUGAUGUGGUUUCAAAUCUAAAUAUCAGUGCGAUUCAUACCAUCGACGGUGGUAUUUACAAGUGCGUGGCUAGCAGUAAAGUUGGUUCUGCUGAGCAUCAGGCUAAAAUCAGUGUUUACGGUGCUCCGUUUGUGCGUUCUAUGGAAAAGCAAGCUAUCGUUGCUGGUGGCACCCUUAUUGUGCAUUGCCCUGUGGCAGGAUACCCGAUUGACACCAUCGUCUGGGAACGUGACUCACGUGUGCUUCCUACCAUCAAGAAACAGAAGGUAUUCCCCAACGGCACGCUUAUCAUCGAGAAUGUUGAGAGGUCUUCUGAUCAAGCUACCUACGUCUGCGUCGCCAAGAACUCACAAGGACACAGCGCACGUGGAACACUUGAAGUUCAAGUCAUGGUCCCACCCAGAAUCACGCCUUUUGUUUUCGAAGACAAUCCUUUGCACGAAGGACAAUAUGUGCAAGUUAUUUGCAUUGCACCUGAAGGUGAUCUACCGAUUCAAAUAGAAUGGACGUUAAACGGCAAACAAUUGAGCGAAUUCUCUGAAGUGCAGGCGGCAUCAAUGGGUCGACGAAGCUCAUUACUAACAAUCGAAGCAGUAUCUUACACGCACGUUGGAAAUUACUCCUGCCGAGCGAGCAAUAAAGCUGGCGACAUGACGUACUCAUCACAGCUACUUGUCAAUGUGCCACCAAGGUGGAUUCUUGAGCCGACUGAUAAGGCUUUCGCUCAAGAUUCCGAUGCUGCCGUUGAAUGUAAAGCCGAUGGUUUUCCCAAGCCAACUGUCACAUGGAAAAAGGCAACUGGUGAAACACCUGGCGAUUACAAGGAUUUAAAACCAAACAAUCCUGAUAUUAAGGUUGAAGAUGGUACUUUGAUGAUCAAUAACAUUCAAAAAAUAAACGAAGGCUACUAUCUUUGCGAAGCCGUUAAUGGAAUCGGGUCUGGAUUAUCCGCUGUCGUUUUGAUUGGAGUACAAGCACCACCGCAAUUCGAAAUUAAACAACGUAAUCAUACAUCGCGACGUGGAGAAGCGGCUGUUAUGCAGUGCGAAGCCAAGGGCGAAAAACCAAUUGGCAUUUUAUGGAACAUGAAUAACAAGCGAUUAGAACCCAAGGGCGAUUCUCGUUAUACAAUCCGCGAAGAAAUUCUCCCGACCGGUGUAUUAUCCGCACUGAGCAUCAAACGCACGGAACGUUCCGACACUGCCGUUUUUACUUGCGUUGCCACCAAUGCUUUUGGCAGCGACAACACUAGUAUUCACAUGAUUGUGCAGGAAGUUCCGGAAAUCCCAUAUGACCUAAAGGUACUCGACAAGUCUGGACGAUCUGUCCAACUCUCCUGGGUUGCACCAUACGACGGAAACUCUAAUAUCAAGCGUUACAUGAUUGAAUACAAACCAAGCAAAUCUAGUUGGGAGCAUGGUAUGAUGGAACGUGUACUUGUCCCCGGUGAACAAACCGAAGCUGGCGUCUUUACUCUUAAACCGGCAACGACUUAUCAUAUCCGCAUUGUUGCUGAGAACGAAAUGGGAAGCUCCGAUCCUUCAGACACCGUUACCAUUAUCACUGCCGAAGAAGUACCAAGUGGUCCGCCAUCUUCUAUUCGAGUUGAGGCACCAGAACAACACAUGUUGAAGGUAUUCUGGAAACCACCACCACGAAGUGAAUGGAAUGGCGAAAUCCUGGGGUAUUAUGUUGGAUACAAACUUGCAUCAAUGGACAAAGAUAAGCCAUAUUUCUUUGAAACAGUUGAAUUCAGUCGCGAGGAGGGCAAGGAACACCAUUUACAGAUUAACAACUUGAAAACAUACACGCAAUAUUCUAUCGUUGUGCAAGCGUUCAACAAAGUUGGCAAGGGACCAAUCUCUGAAGACCUGAAAGUAUACACUGCCGAAGGUGCUCCGGAACAACCACCAGUAGAUACGACCUGCACAACAUUGACUGCACAAACUAUUCGCGUUAUGUGGGUAUCGCCUUCUCUUACUGCCGCCAACGGAGUUAUCAAGGGUUAUAAAGUAAUCUAUGGACCAUCAGAAACUUGGUUUGAUGAAAACACCAAGGAUGCCAAAAUCACCGCAUCAAGCGAAACCAUUCUUCAUGGACUGAAGAAAUACACUAAUUACAGCAUGCAGGUUCUGGCCUACACCUCAGGAGGUGAUGGUGUUCGCAGUCCCCCCAUUCAUUGCCAAACUGAACAAGAUGUGCCGGAAGCACCUACAUCUGUAAAAGCUUUAGUUAUGUCUGAUGAUUCGAUUUUGGUCAGCUGGAAGCCCCCAAGUGAACCAAAUGGUAUUGUGGAACAAUAUACUGUCUACUUGCGUGAAGCUCCCGAUGGCGAAGGCACUUCUAGUGAUGCCAAACCUCUCAGUCACAAAGUUAUUCCUAACAUAAAGAUCCAGAAUUUAAGCUUCCAGGCCAAGGAUUUGAACAAACAAUUGAAAUACGAAUUCUGGGUGACUGCUUCUACCAAUAUUGGCGAGGGUCAAACUUCAGAAACUGUUACUGUGUCUCCUAGCUCCAAAGUACCUGCCAAGAUUGCAUCUUUUGAUGAUUCAUUCACCUCUACAUACAAAGAAGACGUUACUCUGCCAUGCUUGGCUGUAGGUGUACCGCAACCAGAAAUCAAGUGGAAAAUUAAGGGAUCUGACAACAACAAUAAUGAUCGUAUUAGGCAACAACCUGAUGGCUCGCUUUUCAUUCGGGAUGUGCACCGUGAUGAUGCUGGUGAAUAUUCUUGCCGUGUGAACAAUAUUUUUGGCAACGAUUCUAUUACACACAAACUUGUUGUAAACGCGCCACCUCAUUCUCCGCAUGUGAGUUUAACAUCGACUACUACCAACUCGUUGACAAUCAAAUUGAAGCCUGAUCCCUCUGACAUUGAACCAAUUCAUGGCUACACCGUACACUACAAACCCGAAUUUGGAGAAUGGGAAACUGCGCAGGUCGCUAACAAUAUUGAGAAAUAUGUGCUGGAGAAACUUGUUUGUGGCACCCGCUAUCAGGUUUAUGUUACUGCGUACAACAGCAUCGGCAACGGCGAUCAGUCCGACAACUUGAACACACGCACUCGUGGCGAAAAACCAAUUGGACCCAGUGCUGACAAAUUUAUCGUUGUUUCAUCCAAUAGCAUUACUUUACACUUGAACGAAUGGUCUGAUGGAGGUUGCCCAAUGCUAUACUUUGUUGUUGAGCAAAGGAAGAAGACCAGUCCUGAUUGGGUGCAGGUUUCGAACAAUGUCAAAGUUACUGGCAAUUUUGUGGUUUUGGAUCUAGACCCUGCAACCUGGUAUCAUCUUCGCGUCACCGCUCACAACAACGCCGGUUUCACUGUUGCCAAAUAUGAGUUUGCAACGUUGACCGCUGCUGGUGGUUCAAUUGCACCAGUCCGUGAAGUAUUCGGAACGAGGCUUUUGUUACCGUGGUUACCAGAAUGGGUUGAUCUGAACAUCGCCGUACCCGUUGCGGCCACCGCUAUCGUCGUCGCAGUGGGCAUCAUCGUCAUUUGUGUUGCUGUCUCACGACGUGCUCUAGGACCAACUCAAACUCGUUUAACCAGCGAUUAUGAUGUUGUUUACAAUCAAUCCGUGAACGCUGUUGGCACUUUGGACAAGCGGCGUCCUGACCUCCGCGAUGAAUUGGGAUAUAUUGCACCACCAAACAGGAAGUUACCACCUGUACCUGGCUCCAACUAUAACACUUGUGACAGGAUCAAGCGAGGACCGCACUACCGCGCUCAUGCGACCUGGGAUCCCAGGAGACAUUUAUACGAAGAGCUGUGCAGCCGCAGGGGAUCCAAUGAUACUAUUCACAAUCAUCGAGGCAUGGACGACGAGAUUUGCCCCUAUGCCACCUUCCAUCUGCUUGGCUUCCGCGAAGAAAUGGAUCCGACCAAGGCAAUGCAAUUCCAGACUUUCCCGCAUCCCCACGCCGGUACUAUGGGACCUUCCGGAAUGGGAACUCCGCACCAGGCCCACUCUCGUGCCGGCUCUCAGUCAAUGCCCCGCCAGAACCGACGAUAUGACAGAGUCGGCUCUCAAGGUAGUCAGUACUACACCCAGUGUAAUGGCAGCAUCUAUUCCCCUGGCCCUGAAUAUGACGACCCCGCUAACUGCGCCCCCGAGGAUGAACAAUACGGAAGCCAAUAUUGUGGAUAUGGAAAUCCCUAUGACCAAUAUGGUAGCCGUGGUUCAAUUGGUCGUCGCUCUUUGGGUUCCCUUCGUAUUCAGCCAACCGCCAGUAGCCCUGAGCCACCACCGCCACCACCACGCAAUCAUGAUCCCAAUGACUCGAAGGAUAGCAACGAGAUUUCUGAGGCUGAGUGCGAUCGUGACCAAUUGAUCAACAGCCGCACCUAUGGCGUAAUGAGAAAUAGCGCUAAGGAUGGCAUGAACCACGAGGAAAUGAGAAAACUGAUUGAGAGAAACGAAAUCCCAGGGCAAGCCAACGGGGGACUCACAGCCUACGAUACUAUGGCAGUGUAAUUUGUAAAUCAUUACAAGAUCGACCAAUAGAAGGGCGUCGACGAAGAUCACACAGACGUCUGAACAUCACGCAAAUUUGGAUUUUAUUUGAUUAACUACAUUUACCAAACAGCGCAAAAUUCGAUUUAAAUAUUUCGAUCGGCCGUAGGACAGUUUCUUUGGUCCCGUACUUAUGAGACUGAAUUUCCAGCGUUUACCCCUAUGUUGCACAAAUAAUAUUAUCACUUUUGAUUUGCGUUCAAUUUAUUGACGAAAGUAAGGUCGAUCGCAUAAGUUUCUAUCGAACUCUGCGCGAGCGUUAAUCUGAGCGUUGACUAGUAUACAAACAACAUAAACGCGAUUAUUUUAGUAAACAUCACUGUGUGGAGUUCUUGAUAAUAUCUUGGGAAUGUUGGAGUUUUUUGUGAGGUUUUUGGAUGGCUAGCGUUUUUGUAUGAGUUCAUCGGCUCAACGUGUCUUGUGAUAUUUUGAGGUUUGUGAGUCUUAAUUUUUAUUUGUUCAUAACUUUUAUUUGUAAUUAUUGUUUAAUAUUACUUUUGUAAUUAAUUCAUUGACCGCAGCGAGAACUUUGGGGCGAAUAUUGAUAAUGACAAAUGCGAAGUUUCUCCGUGUGAAUUUGUGGCUUGCUUUUUACGUUUCUGUUAUUCGUUUGUAAAUGUAGUGCGUUUGUAGUGUUGUGUUGUGUUCGGGAGUCGCUUUAUUUCAUGUCGCAAGCAAACGUAAUGUUUAUUUUUUCGAUACGUUCGCGUUUUUUAGGGUUGGCAGUUCGGUUUUCUUAGUUAGAUAGCAUCCGUCGCGCGAUGGCGGCGGACACGUGUCGGUUUUAUUACAAAGGUUGUGUCUGCCGAUCCUCAUAAACUUAGCUUACAUUAAUUAAUCAACUAUAUUCAAGUAAUACUAAUUAAACAAACCUAAUUGAUAAUUGAUAUUUACAAAGCAAAAACAAAUUAACUAUAAUUAACGAUAUUGAUAUUUAAUGAUAUUAAUCGAAACUACUCCAAUAGCUAACAAUGUUUUCCCAAAGAUAGGGCUGUGUAACGGGCCCCGGCCAACGGGGUAUCCAAUGCACAUGUCACAAGAAAUUUAGAUGCAAAUCUCAUAUAUUAAUCCAAACGUAAAUUAUAUGAUAUAUGAUGAAUAUGAUUAACAAGUAGCUAGAACUUAAUUGAUAUAAAUGUUUUUACCACAUAUAUAAAACGGUAUGCCCAAACAACAAACAUUAUAAUCGAAAGUAGGUGUUUUGAAAAUUUAACGAAAGUAUUUGUAAUCUCAUUCAAAUGGCACCUUGUUUUACUUUAUCAAUUAUCAAAACAUGUUUAGAAACGUUGGACUGAUGCAUUCACAAAUUAUAAUUGAUUCUUUUAAAAUCCGGCAACAACUUUAACAUUGUUUGAAAUAUUCAUAUAGUGUUGAUUAGUUUAAUUAUGCAAUAAUGUUUAAUAAUUGAUAAUGUUUAACAGGGUAUAAUAUAAACAUUCAACUCUAAUUCAAUCUAUUGAGGCGACUUGAAAUUCGCAAGAAUUUUACAAAACACGUGUGGAGACCGGAGAAAGGGCUUGUAUUUAAUUGUGGGCAUUUAUUUAUUUUGUACAUUUUUAAGAGGAUGUUUUAACCCAUUACCAAACAAAACAAAAAGAGAAGCUCAUUUUUUGAUACAAUUUUUUCUAAAAAGAACGAAAUGAAAUGACUGACCAAGUCAACCGAGAAUGGUGUGUCCGAAAUUCUUGUCGGUUUUAAUGUCGGCGAACCGCGCAUUGAUGUAAUACUUCAACUUAAAAUAUUCGAAUAAUUCAAAAUUACGAAAUGUACUUCAAAUGUUGGCUAGCAAAAAAUAACAAACAUAUUUAACAAGCGAGUUGCUUCAAUAAUAUUAAAUGAUACAAAUAACUGGUAGCUAUUGACAAUUAUCGUGUAGUAAUAUCGUUAGAUGUUAAAUGAAAUAACGCAACGUAAUGGCAAUUCUCAUAACAAUUCAUUUGGUUCAUAUCGCGCAUGCAACAAUGCAGACGGAAUGUAAACGUACAAAUUCGGUUCUUUUUCAUCGUUUCAAAUGUGGCGGGGUGAAUAAUAUAGUUCAGAAGAUUAGUCAACGUGCAACCAGUUAGGUGCAAAACGUAUGAGCAAGUUCCUAAUUGCCCGAAAUGUAGAAGAAAUGAGCGAGGUGCUUGAUUGCCACACACUUUUUUACUAGUCACCUGUAAUUAUUAAUUUACCGCCGCGGUGCAAGAAGAAUAACUUACGGUCUUUACAUAGAAAGCAAAAAAAGAGCGGAGCAAGUUGACAUGAGUUUAUUCAGUUCAAUUUUGUCAAUGAUUUUUGAUAAUUCUGUUUACAAUAACUAAUUAUUAACAUACUUAUAUAUCUAGUAAUAAUUAAUGCCAUAAUAAGUGUAAUGUAAGUGUGCUAUAUACUCGUAGUGAUUAACUAAUUUUACCCAAUUUAUCUUAACAAUAUUUGCUAUUCUCUUAUAAUCGUGCGUAUAUAUACAUAUAUAAUUUUUGUCUUGUAUAAUUAUGACAUCACAUGAUAUUUAGUCAUGCUUGAAUCAAUUAUUUGCCAGUGAUUAUUUACUGUUUUCAAACUCAAGCAAAGAAACAUACGCAAACAGAAGCUCAUAUGCAAACUAUUGAUUGACAGAGCAAAACACAGUAAUGAAGUUCAGUAUGCUUCAAUUACUAUACUCGCUGACAUCUAACAUAUAUUUCGUAAUAUGUACACGAAUAAGUUUAUUGUUUUAUUCUAAUCUCGCUUGAGCUACUCUAUUAUAUUAUAUAAUAAUGUUCAUUAUGUAUAGAAGCGUAUGCGUUUUUGGAAACUAUAAGAGCGCUGCGCCGCAUAUUUGCCGCAUGUAUACCAAAGUAUUGUUUAAUUCUUAUUCGAUUUCCGUAUGAAAAAUUAAACAAAAAAAUGUA